This is a messenger RNA of Cyclospora cayetanensis, 2454 nucleotides long. RefSeq lists its product as uncharacterized. Bases 1 to 2454 code for a protein of 817 amino acids. NCBI's taxonomy places the organism in Eukaryota, Apicomplexa, Conoidasida, Eucoccidiorida, Eimeriidae. The transcript is spliced from 9 exons. The record is from RefSeq and is a predicted model, not a curated record.
AUGGCAAUAUAUUCUGCACGAAAUUGUGCAUGGGACGCCUCCUUAGGGCCAGCUUGCAAGGGGCCCUUCGCUCCAGCCGGCAUGAAAGGCCCUCGAAGGCAGCCCUCCGUCAGGGGGUUCUGCUGCUGCGCAGCAACCGCAGCAGCAACAACAGCAGAGCCUAAAGAGGCGCACGACUGGGAUGCCGCAAGCGAGGAUUGGACCGGCGCCUCGCGAGAUGCCGUUGAGGAGGAGCGUCUGCAAGAUGCUCUUGUGACUUUGUCUGAAGCUCCAAGGCCCGAACAUGCAGCCCUCUGGCUUGGAGGUGGUCUAAAGAGGGCGGCAGCUGCCUCCCUUGCUGAGGAAGCCUCAGAAAAUUCUGUCGUCUCCGAGCUCCUGGAGAGGGAACUGGAGGGAGACAGCUCCUUGCCAGUCCCUCUGCAGAGACGGGGCCUCAAAGCCACCCCACUGGCAGCCUACAGAGCUCCCGAAGGCCUUUUUCAAAAGCAGCAGAGACACGCUUCUUUGCUACAGCGCCUUGCACUCGCUGAAAAGAUUGCAGCGGAGGCACCCCGCAGCGGCUACGGGCGUGGAGAGGCCUUGUUGCCUAGAGACAAGCGCUUGCAAUUAGUCGCUCGAGAGGCGGGACGGCAGCAAAGGGGCAGGAGGCCCUUGACUGCUGCUGAACGUGAUGCAGACGUGUACCUUGACGAGACUGCUGUUGCCUGUGCAGCUCUCUCUGAUGCGCGGGCUAUGGGGGCUGCUCUUCUUGCAUGUUCUCUUUUUGUGCCGUCGCAGCGUAGGGGGCCCCUUCACGGCAUGGCUGUCACGAAGAUAUGCGACAUAGACAGUCUAAGGGCCGCUGACUUGAACCGAGGCUUCAUGCUUUUAUUGGUGCAGCAACUGCCUGCUGAGGUGGUCCUGCAGCUCCUGACAAGGAUCGGACUGUACAGGGACCGCCCCUGCCAGAAAGCAUACGAGGCGCUCUCUCGCGAUUUUUCACAGGUGGUAUCUCGUUGCCUGGAGCAGCAGCGAACCCCUGCAGCAGGUGCAGCAGCAGCUGCAGCAACGGCAGCAGCGCUGCUCACACGAAGUAUACAGACACUGCCCCUUCCGUGGGCGGUCGAUUACGUGCGGCGCUUUGGGGCUUUCUCGAAGGCCUUCCUCGCGCGGCACAUUGAGAGAGUCACCAAUCCUAGGUUCUUUGACUUCGUCCGAUAUCAGCAACACGGCGGGUUGCGGCCCCUGCCGGCUAUUGUGCGGCAUCCGUAUCGCCUUUCCUCUUACGUGCAGCUGUUAGGGGAGUGUUCUGUUAAGAAGUAUCUCUACACACACCUCAAGAGACACGGAGUGUUGCCGCCGCAGCAGCUACUGCAGCAGCAAAGCGCCAGGAGAGGCAGAAGGCGGGAAGAGGAGGUCCCCCGUCCCCCCGUUUACGACCUUAUUCUCGCAGCCGAGCACAUGGGUGUCGACUACACGGAGCUUAUAAAGUCGCAGACUUUUCCUUUGUCGACGCACAGACAGGUACGUUGUGAAGUGUCUCGGGCUGCUGUUGCUGCAGGAGCUGCAUAUGCAGUGAGCCAAGAAGAGGGGUGGAAGGCGCUGCCCUCCGGGCCUGAGGCAUCAAGGCCAUGGGGACCGAGGCGGCGGCACAGGCCUCAUGCAAUCUUGCGGGAGAGGCGGAGACGACGAGAAGCUGCCUCUCUGGCUCUGCGGGAGCAGCUUCUUGGACGUUUGCCAACUCAACAGGAAGAAGCAUCAGCAGCAUCAGCAGCAGCAGCCACAGUGUCAGCUGCCGCAGCAGCCGCUGCGGCGACAUUUUAUCGGCGAGUGGCUGCCGCUAGUGCUGCUGGCGCUGCUGCUAUCAGCAUAGGAUCCCAGGGACCUCAGGACCGUCCGCAGCCAAAGCCGCAUCAUCUCAUUGAACAUGCACAGUCAGCAGAGGGCGCAGCAGGAGCUGUGGCAACGUGCGAUUGCCGCCGUGGCGGCCAGACGUUUUACUGCAGAGCAACAGAUGGAGAAGCCAAAGACAUCCCCACUAGAUCAAAGGGGUUUUUGUUUGCACAUCUUGAUAGGGCGUGGACACUAAUUUCUGAAGACGCGAACUGCCUUUGGACUGCGUAUUGUACUGUAUCAGGCUACUGGACACCACCUUGUGAAGCCACCGAUGCAUCCAGCGCACGCUUCCGGACCAAGGAGAAGCAGCAGCGCCGGCGUUCAGCAGUGCCAUGUAGUGAGCAAGCAUCAGGAGGAGUAUUCGAAGCACACGGAAGACUCAAUCGACAAGGUCCUGCGGCAUGGCCGACAGCAUGUGUCAGAUGCUGCAGCAGACGAUGCAGAUGUGGCGUCGGUUGCGCAAGCGCGGAGUUUGAGCUUACCGCUUGGAGAAGGCCCCCAGUCGCACGUCUUAAAGGACAGCAAGCCUGUCACUGCGAUAGGCGAGAGCAAAAUCAACAGAGCAGGCAGUUCCUGUAA